Pterocles gutturalis (yellow-throated sandgrouse) is the source of this 690-nucleotide messenger RNA. Its product is annotated as mucin-2-like. The transcript has a single exon. NCBI's taxonomy places the organism in Eukaryota, Metazoa, Chordata, Aves, Pterocliformes, Pteroclidae. The record is from RefSeq and is a predicted model, not a curated record. The annotation marks the transcript as partial.
CCACACCAAACAACACCGCGACAACCAUCCCCACGCCAACCGUCGCCGAGACACCCAUCUGGGAAACACCCGUCCCCGCUGCAACAAUCUCGCAGACACCCAUCAGUGAAACAACGGUCCCCACGCCAUCCGUCCCCAUGCCAACCGUCUCCGAGACAACGGUCCCCACGCCAACCCUCCCACAGGCCAACCUUACCCACGCCACCUGUCGCUGAGACAACGGUCCCGACACCAACCACCAUCAAGAAAACGGUCCCUACGCCAAUGGUUGCCACGCCAACCGUCACCGAGAAAACGGUCCCCACGCAAACCGUCACCGAGACAACGGUCCCCACACCAACCGUCACCGAGACAACAAUCCAGACCCCAUUCAUCUCUGAGAGAACCAUCUCCAAACCAACCGUCGCCAACACAACCAUCCCCACGCCAACCGUUGCUGAGACAACCGUCCCCAAGCCAACCAUACCCACGCCAACCGUCACUGAGACAACCGUCGCAAGGACAACCAUCAGCAAGACAACCGGCCCCACGCCAACCAUCGCCAUGACAACCAUCCCCACACCAACCGUUGCUGAAACACCCAUCACAGAGACACCCAGCCUGAAAACACCCGUCCCCGAUACAGCCGUCCUGGAGCCACACAAUGCUGAAACAAUGCUCCCCACGCUAUUCCUCCACACGCCAACCUGA